Balearica regulorum gibbericeps (East African grey crowned-crane) is the source of this 988-nucleotide messenger RNA. The record is from RefSeq and is a predicted model, not a curated record. Lineage: Eukaryota; Metazoa; Chordata; Aves; Gruiformes; Gruidae.
GACGACUUGUUGCGGUGCGGGAUAUGCUUCGAUUACUUCAGCAUUGCGAUGAUCAUUCCGCAGUGUUCGCAUAACUAUUGUUCCCUUUGUAUACGCAAGUUUUUGUCCUACAAAACUCAGUGUCCAGCAUGCUGUGUGGCUGUCUCAGAAUCUGACCUGAAAAAUAACCGGACAUUAGAUGAACUAGUGAAGAGCUUUAAUUCUGCAAGACAACAGCUGUUCCGGUUGGUCUUGGAUGCUCCAGUGAUUUCAUCGCCAUUGGCCUGUAGCAGGUAUUCAGCUGGCAAAAGCCACGUUACCAGUCCUGUUUCUUGGCCAGUUAUAAAAGAAGAGGUGCCGGUGAUUGACAGUUUCUUGAGAAAGGAAAAAGUUUGCACCUUGACAAAGGCAGACGGCCUGGCAGGAACAGAUCAGAAGAUUUUCAAAACUGAGGAAGACCAUAACUUUUACAGCAGUUCUGCAGAGGUUGAUGGUAAAGACAAUGAAGGGGGAUCACAAGAGACUCCUGACUGCACCGAAAGUCAUGAAAAGCCUUCUACAUCUGUGGUAAAAGUAGUCAAGAAAGUGGAAUGUCCUGUUUGUGAGGUUACUAUACCAGAGCAGUAUAUAAACAAACAUCUGGACAGCUGCUUGACACGAGAGGAGAAGAAGGACAGCCUCAGAAGUUCUACUCACAAAAGGAAGCCUAUGUCUAAAGUUGUUUACAACUUGCUCUCGGAACGUGAUUUGAAGAAGAAACUAAAGGAGCAUGGUCUGUCUACCCACGGGACCCGACAACAGCUCAUUAAGAGACACCAAGAAUUUGUGCACAUGUAUAAUGCUCAGUGUGAUUCUCUAAAUCCCAAAUCAGUUGCAGAGGUUGUUAAAGAGCUGGAAAAGAAUGAGAAGAUUCGGGUUCAGCUUGAAUUUAAUAAAUCCGGUGAAAAUAGCUUGACAUUCACAAAGAACCAGACAGAGGAAGAAAUAGAUGAGAUCCACACUGAUUAUA